AUGGAUGAUGCUGUCGCUGACACCGUUGGCCGGGGUGAGCCCGCAACCGACAGGCCUCUCCCCAACAUACCCAACCAGACCGACGACGUAUCCUACCUGCAGCCGGACUUCAACCCCGCCUCCCUCACGGUGCCGAAGCUGCGAAAUGUCUUGGCAACCCACGAGGUCGCCUAUGCCACAGCCAGAACCAAGAAGGAUCUCGUCAGGCUCUUUGAAGCCAACAUCGCACCGAGGGUGGCCGCCACAGUCCGGGCCAUGGCCAAGGUUCAGAGAACAGACGAGGGAAUUAUUGAUGCCUGA
This is a messenger RNA of Colletotrichum navitas, 300 nucleotides long. RefSeq lists its product as uncharacterized. NCBI's taxonomy places the organism in Eukaryota, Fungi, Ascomycota, Sordariomycetes, Glomerellales, Glomerellaceae. The record is from RefSeq and is a predicted model, not a curated record. Bases 1 to 300 code for a protein of 99 amino acids. Gene Ontology annotation, cellular component: nuclear inner membrane. The transcript has a single exon. Gene Ontology annotation, molecular function: chromatin binding.